Notothenia coriiceps (black rockcod) is the source of this 1175-nucleotide messenger RNA. Its product is annotated as decorin-like. Gene Ontology annotation, molecular function: protein binding. The transcript is spliced from 6 exons. Bases 408 to 1175 code for a protein of 255 amino acids. Lineage: Eukaryota; Metazoa; Chordata; Actinopteri; Perciformes; Nototheniidae. The record is from RefSeq and is a predicted model, not a curated record.
CUCGCCCUGUCUCCCUUCUCCUGCCCUCUCUCUCUCUCUCUCUCUCUUUUUCUCCCUCGUUCUCCAUUUCCAGCUGUUUUUGGAGCACACAGCAAGAACCAGGGAAGUUCUCCACCAAUUGUUUCUGUCCUCAGAGGAGCUUGGCGGUCGGACCCUCCCUCCUUCUAUCUCUCUCCCCUCUGACUCCUCUGUCUCUCUCCCCCUCUCUCUCCUCCCCUUGUUGUGACAGAGCACACCUGCUUGAUCUUGGCUGCACGCGCUCUGAGUCCAAUUACCCCAUAGGCCCUCGCAGCCACUUCACAGUCUCAUCCCCCCACUCGACUGGAUUUUUGGGAGUCAAGCUCAUCUCGCACUUAAACUAUCUUUGCCUUACUUCAACUGAGAACAGGCUCCCUGCUCGCAGCGCCAUGAGGUCGGCCUGUCUCUCUCUGCUCCUGGUCACCGCCUGCUGGGCCCUGCCCUUCCGCCAGUCCGGCUUUUUAGACUUCAUGAUGGAGGACGAGGCGGGAUCAGGUCAGCCUGACGAGGUAACAGAUGUCUCUCAUCAGGGUCCUUCAGUCCGUGCCUCGCCAGAAGGACCAAAGUGCCCCUUCAGAUGCCAGUGCCAUCUGCGAGUGAUCCAGUGCUCUGACCUCGGUCUGAAGGCCAUCCCUGAGGACAUCCCAUCUGACACCACCAUGCUGGACCUUCAGAACAACAAGAUCACUGAGAUCAAGGAGAAUGACUUCAAGAACCUCAAAGGACUACAUGCUCUGAUCCUGGUGAACAACAAAAUCAGCACCAUCCACCCCAAGGCUUUCAGUCCUCUGCACAAGCUGCAGCGUCUCUACCUGUCUAAGAACAUCCUGAAGGAAAUGCCCGCCAACAUGCCCAAGAGCCUGCAGGAGCUGCGCAUCCACGAGAACGAGAUCUCCAAGAUCAAAAAGGCUACCUUCCAGGGCAUGUCCCAUGUCAUCGUGAUGGAACUCGGUUCCAAUCCUCUGAAGAGUGCAGGAAUCGAGGCCAAUGCUUUUUCUGACCUGAAGAGGGUCUCUUACAUUCGCAUUGCAGACACCGAAAUCACAGAGAUCCCCAAAGGUCUGCCCAACUCUCUCUCUGAGCUCCACCUGGAUGGAAACAAGAUCUCCAAGGUGACCGCUGGCAACCUCAAGGGCCUGAAGAACCUGGCCAAGUAA